Molecule: messenger RNA, 4567 nt
Organism: Macrosteles quadrilineatus (aster leafhopper)
Lineage: Eukaryota; Metazoa; Arthropoda; Insecta; Hemiptera; Cicadellidae
Product: thiamine transporter 1-like
Exons: 6
Coding region: 1-747 (248 amino acids)
Biological process (GO): transmembrane transport; vitamin transport
Cellular component (GO): plasma membrane
Molecular function (GO): vitamin transmembrane transporter activity
Source: RefSeq, a predicted model, not a curated record
AUGUAUUCAGUUAUUGUUUUAGAUGAGGACAAAGAUGACUCUGUCCAUACCAAGACAGCAACUACUUCUCAGAUAGAUGUUCCUUCCAGUGAUUCAGAAACCCAAGACACUCGAAGAGAAUCAAACUGCCAUCAAGUUGCCUCUUUACUGUGGAAGGAUUUGAAAGAUGCGUACACUAACCUGUAUGUCCUCAAGUUUUGUAUCUGGGUGGCGCUAGCGACGUGUGGUUACAAUCAGAUGAUGACAUAUGUUCAAAUUCUUUGGGUUAAAAUUGGAGGAAAACAACAAGUUGCUUACAAUGGGGCAGUGGAAGCGGUUUACACGAUUAUUAGUGCUGUGUCAACUCUAGCAUUUGGUCAGCUGAAUGCCAACUGGUCCAAAUAUGGAGAGGCCUUUCUUGGCCUGUUGACUAUACUGCAAGGAGUGGUUCUGGCGAUCAGUGCAAAUACUGACUCUAUGUUUGUGGCAUAUACUGCUUAUAUCAUAUUCGGGAUGCUCUACAACAUAAUGCUAGUUAUGACUAACUCUGAAGUGGCCCGUUACAUCAAUGAAGACAGCUACGCUCUCAUCUUUGGAGUAAACACUUUUGUGGGCCUUAUCCUGCAGACAGUCUUGACACUGACAGUAGCUGGUGAAGGAGGUUUUGAAAUCCCCAUCAGAAGCCAGUUUGUGGUGUAUGGAGCAUACUUCAUUGUUCUGGGAGUGGUCUAUGCAGUCAAGUCUGUGUUCAACAUGUGUUCUCGAUAGUUGAGUGUAAAUUGUUUUAACUUCUUACAAAACUUACCAUUUUACUUUGAUAAUGUUGAUGUUUUUAGUUUCUUUAGGUUUGAAACAGAGUUUAGAUAAGAUAUUGCUCAGUAAGUUUAACGAUUUUAUCAUGGAACCAAUUCAAUGCUCAACAAUCACAGUUUGUGCAUAUAAGUUUAGGACGUUGGCCAGUUACUCAACGUUAAUAUUUUUUAGUUGUUUUCUUGUUUAGUUUUUUACUGUUGUUAUAAAUAAGUUCAUAUUGUUAAGGAAUAGUAUAUUACGUUACUAGCCCGGUAAGAGGUGUUUUUCUAUGCGAGCACGAAAGUUCCGGGAUUUUUGUGCGAGUACGGUAAAGCUUACCGGGCGAGUAACGUACGAUACUUUACAUCAUACUCCACAGAAAAAUUAGUACACUAUUGAAAUAUUUUUAUAUUUCAGAAAAUAAAAUAGGGCGUUGCUAUUAGCUGUUUAUUUCAUCAGCUGACUAAGGGCACAGUUAAAACUUUUACCGUACAGUGCACGAUAAAAGUACAUAACGUUACUUUUCCGUGUGUAUGCACGGCAAAGGGCAACUUUCCAGCCUAUCAAAACGGAUGGAAAAGUACCUGCUUCUGUGUAGUAUGAUGUAAACUAUUUAACCAUUGUGAACUAGCUCAGUAAAGUGUAAUUUUUUUAUCAUUGCCUACUGAGCCAUCGAAUUUAAGUAGAUUAAGUUACACACUAUGCCGUCCAAAAGUUUCUAUUCUUGUAUCAACUGACUAUUAAUUUCAGUAUUACAAAUUCAUUUUCUGUUCUUGCAAAAACUUAAAAUUUGUAAAAUUUUCAUUAUUUCAAACCAUGCUUUAUGAAUUUACAUCAUUGACUAUUGGAUACAGAAGAAAUGAUCCCAGACAGUAGAUCCCAUUAGUAUUAGUCCUCUUUAAUCUUCAUGACUGGAAAAAAUGAUGACAUGAUGACACUUUGCAAUCUUUCUCUACUAUACUGACAACAUCUCCUUCUAUUCUUCUGAUGUCCUUUAUGAUUUGAUCCUUCCAAUGGUUCUUUGGGAUGAUUUGGCUAUCCAAAAAUUCACCUUUCUUUCAUCAGAACUAAGUCUAAAUCACAUUUAAAUACCAGAUCUUCUGUAGGAUAACAAAUGUUUCUAUUUUUACAUCUUUAAACAUUUACUGUAGAAUAUGUAAUAGAAGUAUGGAAUAUGUAUAUGUAUGUACCUAGUUGAGAAUAUUGAAUAUGAGGAGUGUGCAGAGCAUUGCAGACAGUCAAAAGAAGUAUAUUUAUCUAUCAAUGUGUAUACCAGUGACAUAUCUCGUCAGAAAGAUCCACUUUUCCCCUUUGUGUUAGUUGCUCUAAUAUAUUUUCUACCACAUUACUGCAUCAGUUUGGAUGAACAAACUAAAAAUCAGAUCCCUAUACCCUUUUUUAGGACGCUGGGCAUGAGUCCUGGACUGUUUUUCACAUUACUUCAGGCUAGACCUAGGUGUUGCGGCAUUAUCACUUAGAUAAAAUCCAUUGGUGAUUUGGCCUGAUUUUAACCCGGGACUUCAGGGACCAAAGUCCCGCGCUCUAACCACUAGACCAGCUUGCUCCCCAUGGAUCCUUAUAAAAUCUCCUUAAGAUCCUUAUACCUAGUGAUAAAAUGGGUUUCCCGUCAAUAAACAAAUAAAUAGAUAUAUCCCACCAAUAUGUAAAUCCUCCCUUAUCUUAGCUGUUCUAAUUUACUCAGUGCCACACACUAUGUUAGUUCAGAUAAUCCUCUCGCUUAGUCAAAGUGAAAUGGAAUUUCAUUCAUUAAAUUUUAUCUAAAAAUAGUUAUUUUUGUAUUAUAAUAACACAAAGUUUGUCAUUGCCGCUCAAACAGUAUAAAAAAAUGGUUUCAUACAGUUUGAGUUUUUGAAGAUAGCCAUCAUUGAUGUUCUGCAAUGGUUCUUGUUCUUGCAUUAGGGUGCAUUUAUUAACCUUUUCCUUAACAUUUAAUUUUGUGAAUGUCCUAAUCAUGAAUGAUGAAAUGUUAGAGCUUUGUUAAUUAUUUACAGGGAAGAUUUUUUCAAGUUGUCGUCAAAUACUCAGGUAUACUAUUAAUAUAUAUGUAAGUAUAUGUUGAAAAAUGUGUCUUUAUCUACUUUUUGAACAUUUAGCUUUAUUGUGUUAGGCUAGCGGCAAGCAGUUUAUUUAAUUGUUUUUUAUUAGAACGUCCAUAGUUUUGAAGCUUUUUUUGCAAUAUACUUAAAAUAUAAUUAUUUAACUUUAUAUUAACUUAAAUCAUGUAUGUAUUAUUUAAAAAUCUUAGUGCGGUCUUUGGCAGUUUUUAAAUUCUCUUGUCAAGCCCUGGUUAUUCAGUUUUACUUGUACGAUUAAUGAUUAUUGUUGUCAAUCAUAACUUACCUGUCCUUCCUAUUAUUUAAAAAAUUAUGACAUUUAAUUAUGUUUUAUUUCCGUAGACUAUGUUAAGAAGGGGUUUAAUUAAUAUAUUUCGAAAUAAUAAUUGAAUGUAUGUAUAGAAUAUUCUCUAUUCUGUCAUGGGGUCAUUAUCACUUAUUAUUGUCAACAAUGUAUUGUCUUCCUAAAGGCCCCUAGAAGGGUUAUAAGUGACAUUCUGCAAAAAAGUGAGAUAAGUGCAUGGUUAAACUGGAAAUGUAUUAUUCUUUUUAGUAGCGAAUGGAGCUAAGUGAUAACUCCAUCCAGUGCUGCUUUCUAGCCGCAUAUCACAUAAACUCCAAGCGAAAUAUUACAAAUGUUUGGUGGAGAAGAGAUUCAAGCGCAAUUGGACCCCUAGUCUACUGUGUAAGUAUUUUCCCUUUCUGUCAUACUUUUACUUUUUAGAAGUAAAGGGGUCCAAGUGCGUCAGAGUAACAUUGGUAUAGGUUACCAAUAUAGAUAUUGUCAAUAAUUUUGAAUAUUUUUGCUUCUGCAACGAAUAAACAAAGACUACAGCUACCAAUCUGACAAAGAAAAUAAAUGUGAAAAAAAUCAUUGCAAUUACCGUGUAGGCUCAACUUUGAGCUCAAUUUACUCAAAUUUACUUUUUGUCACUUAUAACCCUUGCAUUCUAGGGGCCUUCUAUAUCCUAGCCUUAAAUACUACAAAAAUUAAACUGUUCUAUUUAAAUAUUAAAGAUGAAGUAAAAUGGGUACAGAUAUAAUCUUGUAUUGUGAUAGUCUCUAUCUGAUCCUUUGUCUGGAUCAACUCGCUAGAAUCAUGUGUUGUCUCUAUCUGAUCCUUUGUUUGGAUCAACUCGCUAGAAUCAUGUGUUGUCUCUUCUGGUCCUUUGUCUGGAUCAACUCCCUAGAAUCAUGUGUUGUCUCUAUCUGAUCCUUUGUUUAGAUCAACUUGCUAGAAUCAUCUGUUUUUUCUAUCCGAUCCUUCAUUUAGAUCAAUUUGUUAGAAUCAUGUGUUAUCUCUUUUGGUUCCUUUGUUUAGAUGAAGUCUAUAGUGUACAGUUCAGUAACCACACACAAUUUUACAGUUGUCAGUAUGGUCGGAUAACACAGAUGGUUGGAUAAAUGAAGGUCAUUUCAUCAAGACUCUUCUGUAUUGUAUAUUUUUUAUUAAAACAGAACUGUACUGACGGAACUCUCUCUCUCAUCCUCAUUUGUGCUGGCCACACCGUGCAUUUUAAGGUAUACUUUACUGUAAAUAAAAAGUAAAAACACACUUCUGCAAAAAUACUGUACUGCUUUUUGCUAAGAAAUUAUAAACGAUUGGGACCGCAUAUAGUAAAAUGACUAUCUGUACUUGAUAUCUCUUUGUGAACAGUUAGUCCACGGAACAAUAACACUACUGACUAAAAAAUAAAACUAUUAGACUUGGUAACGGCAAC